AUGCUUACCGUUUGUAUCCUUCUUCAGGCUCUUCUUUGCAAAUCAGUUAUUGCGUGGACCAAUGGCGCCAGUGCGACCGGACCGACUGAUCCAUCCGUUGUUGAUCACUGCGAGUACUGGGUGAACAACAUUGGAUUAAGCGACAGCUGCGAGUUGAUUGAAGACUACUUUGGGAUCACGAGGCGGCAGUUUCGACUUUGGAACCCAUCUCUGUCACCUUCAUGUGUCAUGACUCGUGGAUGGAGCUAUUGUGUCGCAGCGCCGUCUUCGGCGACAACGUCCACCACAUCCACCACAUCCAUCACUGCUACCCGACCCUCUGAUCCUCCAGGCACUAUCACGUACUCCGGCACAGCGGCUCCCACGCAAAGUGGCGUCAGCUCAUCCUGCGCCAAGUAUCAUCUAGUGCAUCCAGGAGAUACAUGCUAUACCAUCCAGGAUGAAUAUGGGGACUUUACUCUUGAACAGUUUUAUUCAUGGAAUCCCUCCAUCGGCAAGGGUUGCAUUGGUAUACAGCCAGGUUAUUAUGUCUGCGUGGGCACUGAAUCCAAGUCUACCUCUAUUUCUAUGACGCCCACUACCGGGUCUUCUACUGCAAUUCCGAGCAAGACCAGUGAAGGAUCGUCCGCAUCAGAUCCUCAACCACACCAAACAGGUAUCCCAGCAAAUUGUAACAAAUGGCAUUAUGUCGUCGAUGGUGAUGAAUGCGAAACGAUAGCCACCAAAUACGGCAUUACACUCCAGCAAUUCUAUACAUGGAAUCCAGCCAUUGGUUCCACUUGCCGUUUCCUUUGGAAGGACAAUUAUGUCUGUGUCGGUAUUACCGGUUAA
This is a messenger RNA of Aspergillus oryzae RIB40, 831 nucleotides long. RefSeq lists its product as uncharacterized. The transcript has 5 exons. NCBI's taxonomy places the organism in Eukaryota, Fungi, Ascomycota, Eurotiomycetes, Eurotiales, Aspergillaceae. The record is from RefSeq and is a predicted model, not a curated record. Bases 1 to 831 code for a protein of 276 amino acids.